Messenger RNA from Symbiodinium sp. CCMP2592, 2982 nucleotides. Lineage: Eukaryota; Dinophyceae; Suessiales; Symbiodiniaceae. The record is from the annotation of a GenBank genome assembly.
AUGGCUGAUGACGAGGCCACUCAACUGGGUGAACAUCCUGAGAUGCAAGUCGAGAACGAAGGGGAGAUCAUUGGUUCUCCCACGGAACUGGCGGAGGACAGCGAGCCCGACGUCGAUGUCACUGGGAGUGGUGCUUCUGGGGUGAAUCCGAGAAAAGUGAAGAUUGAGAAAAAACGGCGACGUGCAGCACGCGGUCGAGAUGAUGGUCUGCUACCACCCGUACCUGAUGACACCGAUGACGAGGACAGCCCUUCUAAGCGAGCCCUCCGCAGCGACGAUCAACCUCUUUCAUCGCGUGAAAUGAGAGAGCUUCUGACUGGACACCUCGCUGAGAUGAAGCUGGCAUGGGGAACUUUCCAAGGCCGUCUCGACAAGGUUGAGGGUGAGCAAUCGCGAGCUGCGUUUGAGGUAACCAACUUGCAGACUCGCAUGAGGGUUGCUGAGAAGGACGUCGUUCAGCAGAAACAACACCUUUCGAAUCACGGCACCGCCCUUGAGAAUUUGACCAACGAGGUGAAAAACAUGAAGGUCAAGCUUGGGGAAAUGGAUGCGAAAAUGUCUUCUUCCUCCGCUGGCGGAGGCCCGUCUGAUGUUGCUGGGAGACCUGAUCCCUGGGCUGCUUAUCUUCAACAACGUGCCCCUAAUUCGGGACCACAAGAACGCAAGGAUCCUUCACAUGUUGGGGAGACUGACAAGGGGGACUUGCUCUCGGCGGAGGAUAUGAGGACACUGGUCGUGGGAGGCUGGCUUCAGGACACCAAGCGCAGCAUCAUAGAGGAAGAGUCGGCAACAGUCCUGGGCAUGGCAGAGCUGAAAGACCUCUUGGACUCUGAGAAGCUCAUUAUCUAUGGUCCUCGUCGCUCUGUCGGCCUCCUACGAUUUGUUACACGACCCGAGGAGGAAUUCAAGGACACCAAGAAUCGCAUGUGGGAAAUUGUGAAAUUACUGGGACGCCUCAAACAUGCCUUGCCAAGCACACGUUCCGCCGGGGAAGAGAAAACUCUUUGGGCGAGCUUCGUGAAGACCAAAAACGCCAGAGUGCGCAGCUCGCAUGUCAGCAUGGUUCGCCGUGUUGCCAUCGCUCUUGCUAAAGAUCAUGGUCAAGGGGAUGGGGCGAAUUCAUUGAUCACAUCCUACGACUGUGACUGGAACAUGGGGACUUUGUGGAAUGGCUCCGAAAAACUUGGCAGCGCUACUCAUCGUCAACCUAAGGGAAGUGACGAGAUCGUGUUGAUGAGCGGCGGCUGGGUGAACGUUUCGGCUGUGGCUCGAGUUGCAGGAUGUGCCACUGACGAUUCGAAGAGAACAGGGGGUGCCACUCUCGCGUCCGUGUGCAACACGCAGAUGGGGGAGAGUUUGUACCUGGAAUUUGGGUGGACAACGAACAUCGACUGUGAUAUCGUGUUUUGUCAAGAAGUUGCUCGAGGUGAUGUUGGUUGGAACACGGAAGAGAGUGAUGACUUUUAUUGGGUGACGCACCGCCAUGAUGAUCAAUGGCGUGGGGCUGGCAUUGGCAUUGCCUUGGAUAAGUUCGACUCCAUCCUGCAUAAGGUUGCUGGGGCACGUGGAUUUUGGGUGGUGGCUCGUCUCGUUGGUAUUGGUCGCAUUGUCUUGGGAUCACUUCACUGCCACACUGGGGUCACCAAUGCCGUUUACCAGGCUGCUGUUCAUGAAUUCUGUCGGCUGUGUCCGCGCAAGUAUCGUCACCUGCCGUUACUCUGUGGUGCAGACGCAAACGAGCAGACUUUGUGGGACGAGAAUGACGCUACUGGCAAACGUCGCAUUGGCACAUGCUCGUCUAACCUCAACGCGCUGAUCCACGACCUCUUGCAGCACGGGGUUGAAGCCAUUGCACCCACAACUGCGCAUCUCCACACCCCUACACACUAUCCCAGGGAUGAAUCUCGUACAGGCAGACAGAUCGAUGUCCUCCUCUCCAGGCACCUCUAUAUGACCCCGCUCCUCAUCGAUCCUGAUCGCAGACAUGUUAUCGGUAGUGACCACGCCAUCGUCAUGGGUGACAUCAUGGUUGCCUCUGGUCCCUCCAGCGUUCGCUGGGGAAAUGAUUCCCGUGCUAGGUGGGUCGUUAGGGAUAUUCCUGCAACAGAGAUUGUGGAUGAGGAUGACUUGAUUGAGCUGGCUCGCACCUGCACGCGACCUCGGCAGACCUCAAAAUAUAGAGAUCCUGAUGGCAUUAAAGACGCUAUUGCCCAAGCACGCGCUAGUGGCCUCCCUGCUGACUGGAAGUCCGUCCAUCGCAUGCGCCGCCAAGCCCGGAGGAAAUGGUCAGAAGAUCGUCUCGCUGCCAUCGUCAAGGGUGACUGGGAUCAGUACCGUCUUCUUCAGAAUGAGAAAAAACGUAAACGCGGCUGGUGGGGUUCUUUGUUGGCCAAUCGGCGCUCCGUCGACCUUGCAGGUGAGAUCAAAAGUCAUCUCGAAAGCAAAAUGACGAACCCCGAACGCCCGGCUGCAGUCUGGGAGGCUCAGCUUGGUGAACUGAUUCGUGACUGCAAUGAUGGGGGUGAGUUUCGCCCGUUUGUGCUCCUGGAUGUCCGUACGGAAUUGCAAGCGAUGAAAUGUCGCAGCGCGGUUGGGCCGGAUGGUGUGGGUGUACAUCUUCUGCGGGUGCUUGCUAGCGAUGACUUGCAUGGACCGCAGCUACUUUCCCUCAUCAACCACAUAGUUGAGACGAGACAACUGCCUGGCAGCUGGGAGACUAGCUUCCUCGCGCUCCUUGCUAAGAUCAAGUUGCCCGAAAGCCCCGCUGAUUUGCGACCUAUUUGUGUCUCAUCUGCGUUCCACAAGCUGGUCAAUCGCUUGGUCUGCGCCAGGGCACUUCCGAUCAUGGACGCCAAGCUGCUGAUCUUCUUGGCACAGUCACGCGUCUACGGGACGUCACAAAAGAGUGGCGACACCCGCUUCUACUAUGCAAACUUGACGUUGCAGAUCUUCUUGUCCGUCGCCUUUCUGGACGUGGGGUGA